This is a messenger RNA of Salvia miltiorrhiza (redroot sage), 1354 nucleotides long. RefSeq lists its product as uncharacterized. The record is from RefSeq and is a predicted model, not a curated record. Bases 297 to 1040 code for a protein of 247 amino acids. Gene Ontology annotation, cellular component: EMC complex; membrane. The transcript is spliced from 9 exons. Gene Ontology annotation, biological process: protein folding in endoplasmic reticulum. NCBI's taxonomy places the organism in Eukaryota, Viridiplantae, Streptophyta, Magnoliopsida, Lamiales, Lamiaceae.
ACUAGUAAUAAAAAGAGUAGCCCUUCACAACUUCUACAGCAAACUCAUUGUCCUCUCCUUCCCCAACCACAAUCCGUCUCCCGUAGCCCCUCCAUCGUCCCUCUCUCUCUCGCCUCGACUCCAGAUCGUUGGCCGCCGUUUCUCUCUCUGCCUCUUGUAGCACUUUUAGACGUAGCUCGUAGUCAGCACGUCGUUGUCGCCUUCCCUUUCGCCGUUCGCCGCCUCAGUGCCUCCCCUUCGCUGUUAGCUUCCUCAUUCUCUACUUUGAAAGGAUCUGAAACCUUCUGAGAAAAACAAUGGCAGAAGAUUUGGUGUUGGAUACGGCGAUCAGAGACUGGGUGUUGAUACCGUUAUCGGUGGUGAUGGUGCUCAUCGGAGUCCUCCGUUACUUCGUAUCUAAGCUCAUGCGCUCCGAUCAAGUUCCUGAUCUUAAAAUCAUCAAAGAAGGGCAAGUGAUAAUUAGGGCAAGGAAUCUUAGGGCGGCCGCUAAUUUCAUCCCUGCUAAGUCGUUCCGUGCUCGUAGGCACUACUACAGCAAUGAGGAGAAUGGGUUAUUACAUGUACCCAAGGGCCAAGCUCAGAACCCACAGGCACAAAUGUUUUCGGAUCCAAACAUGGCUAUGGAUAUGAUGAAAAAAAAUCUCUCCAUGAUUAUUCCACAGACACUUACUUUUGCCUGGGUUAACUUCUUCUUCUCUGGAUUUGUAGCAGCAAAGAUCCCAUUUCCUCUUACUCAGAGAUUCAGGGCAAUGCUGCAAAAUGGCAUAGACUUGAGCACUGUCGAUGUCAGUUACGUCAGCAGUCGCUCCUGGUAUUUUCUCAAUCUUUUUGGGCUAAGAGGUCUCUUUAGUCUUAUUCUUGGAGAAGACAAUGCAACUGAUGAUACACAGCGCAUGAUGCAAAUGGGUGGAUUUGGAUUUGACCCAACCAGGAGUUUGGGUGCAGAGAAAGAUAAUCUGGAUAUCGUCCAACAUGACUGGGCCUUACCAAAAUUCGAGCAGCGAGCAGAAUCAGUUCUGAAGAAACUUGUGCAGAAAUGAUCUAGUGCACGCAUCAUUGCUGCUAUCCACCAUGCUCUUCUUGGUGCCAUGAUCCAAGGGGUUCGGGACGAAAGGAUAUUGCCAAAACCCCCGCUUUACAUUGUUUGCCCCCGCUGUAGUCUUUGAUCUUGGUUGUCCGUUUCAACAAAUGCUAAUACUCUGCCUAGUUACUCUUUCGACACCACCAUCUUAAAAUAUUGUUAUUCCUGAGGAAAUUCACAAUUGUAGUACUAUAUGCAAAAUCAGACUAAAUUAAUAGUUUGUAUACUUUGAAAUUGUAUGCAAAAUCAAAAAUUUUGAGGAAAUUUCAAUAA